Oppia nitens is the source of this 4460-nucleotide messenger RNA. RefSeq lists its product as uncharacterized. Gene Ontology annotation, biological process: siRNA processing. Gene Ontology annotation, cellular component: nuclear RNA-directed RNA polymerase complex. The transcript has a single exon. Lineage: Eukaryota; Metazoa; Arthropoda; Arachnida; Sarcoptiformes; Oppiidae. Bases 120 to 4460 code for a protein of 1446 amino acids. Gene Ontology annotation, molecular function: RNA-directed RNA polymerase activity. The record is from RefSeq and is a predicted model, not a curated record.
UCAAUCAGUCAAUCAUAUCGUUAUAACACGUGUUGUGUUUGAUAUCUAUUGAUCGGUAAAUCAAUUAUUUUUUUUGUGGUCACACUCUCCCGAAAACACCGACACCGACAACAACAACAAUGUGUUUACCAUUGAUUGAAUUGAAGCCACAAUUGUCGGCCAAAUUGUCGUCGAUUAUGUUGGGCUGUAUUGUCAACUCGGAUCAGUUACUGGUCAACCAUUUGACUAUCGGUGGCGACAAACUUAUCGGCGACAGUGGCGGCGGCGGUGAUGACCACCACGACAGCGACUAUUUCGAGAUGAGUUCGGCCAACGCUUUGUUUCAAAACUUUCGCCACAAACUGUUGAUCCAAAUGAAGACUUUUGUUCAACGAUUAUCGUCGUCGCCGUCGCCGCCGAUCGUUGAUGAAGACAAUGUGGACACCACCGCGGCUUCAAUGGCCAACAAUUCGGGAGUUGAGGCCGAAUCGGAUACCGCCGACGCCGCCGCUGGUGGCGAUGGUCAUCAUAGUAGCCGUAGUCAUGCCAAUGUUGAAUGGAUUGUCCAGCGAUACGAGUUGGCCAUCAAUUACUCGCAGAUUAAGGCCAUCUUCUAUACCGACGACAACAAUGAGUUGGUCAUCAAACUGCUAUAUCCGCCACUACUUUAUAACAUUAGUCUAGACGAUGACUACGACUAUGACUACCAUAACGACAAUCCUAAUGACGAUACCAAUAACGGCAAUCCUGAUGGCCAUAAAAAUAACGGCAAUCUUAAUGGCGAUAACAAUAACGAAGACGACACCGUUGUUGACGACGACGACACCGACAAAGAUAACUAUAACUUUGAUGGUGUCAUCGACUACGACAACGACCACCUUAUGAUGGACUUUGAGUCGGAACUAUUGCAAGAUAUUAUCGACUGCAAUGAUGAUGAUGAUGAUGGCCAUAACAUGAUGGCCACCGGCGGCAAUGAUGGUGACGACGAGGAUUUUGUUGGCUACCGAUUGCGGACAACAAAACUAUCAGAUUUUGACGAGAGAUUGUUCACAAAAGUUACCGCUAUUCGCUUGUCAUUGAAAACUAGAGAUCAAUUGCUAGAUAUUGUGUCAAAUAUCAAAGCGUUUGAUCCGUUAAUUUUGGUUCAACAGAAAUCGAUUGAUUUAGUGGACAACAAAUCAUCGGCGGCGGCGGUGACAGUGUGUCCAUCGUUACCAUUGUCUUCUUCAGCCACUGGAUUGCCGUUUGGUGUCAACUAUUCGCUACAGGCUUUGACUAAUCAUUCGUUUUAUUUUCAAGAUUGUCUUGAAUUCAAUGGUAAUUCAAUUCAUACAUAUCAACAGUUUGUCGAUUUAGUCCGUCAGUUGACCGAAAUCAAUGUUACGGCUGUCGAGUAUUCGUUGAAUGAGUUGCAGAAGAAAGUCGAAAACAAUUUACAUUUGAAUCCAAUGGAAGAUUUUGUCGAACAUUUUCAAUGGUUUAAUACGAAGAAGAAUACCGACAAAUGGUCGAAUCGAUCGGUAAUCUUAAUUCGCAGAUGUAUUCUGACGCCAACCAGACUACUAUUGUUGCCGGCUUUGCCACUACAAGAGAGUCGACUGUUGAGGACAUGUGAUCCGGAAUAUAUGGUCCGAAUUAUUAUUAAAGACGAAAAUCUUCAGUCGUUAGCAUUUACCGCAUGCAAGACAUCGCUGCCUGAGGCACAUCCGGUUAUUCAGCGGAUCAAUGCGUUUCUUCGGCAAGUUAUCACUGAACAGCUCAUCGACGGUAUCGAAAUUGCCGGUCGACGCUAUGAAGUAUUGGGAGCGUCGACCAGUCAGCUCCGGGAUAACGGACUUGUUUUGUACGCACGCGAUGGCCAACAACGAGACGCGUCGGCUAUUUGCCGAUCAAUUGGCGACAUUCAACAAUUGCGAAAUUCCGGUAAGUUUAUCGCCCGAAUCGGCCAAUCGAUGUCACAGUCGAUGGGAUUUCUGGCUGGUGUCGACUGUGUCGAAUUUAUCGACGAUAUUACCGGCGGUAUUCACGACCGUACUGGCGAUCCGUAUACGUUUUCUGACGGUGUUGGCCAGAUAUCACGUGAGAUGGCCGCAGAGAUUUGCAAGACAUUGAACAUUAGUCACGAAGUGUCCACAUUUCAGAUACGAUACGCCGGCUGUAAGGGUAUUGUUGUAGUCAAUCCCAAGCUCGCGGGCAAAAAGAUUUUGAUGCGUCCAUCGAUGCGAAAGUUUGAAUCCGAUUCCCAGGACUUGGAUCUACUAAAAUAUGGUGAACCGCGUGCUCUGUAUCUGAAUCGGCCGCUAAUAUCCAUACUCUAUCAUAUGGGUGUCACAACCGAUCGUUUUCUGAAACUACUGUUUCGACGUCAAAAACAAUUCGUCGACGCCUUUACCACCAAUCAGAAGGCACUCCAACUAAUCAAAGACUAUACCUUAUUGAAACUAGACUACAGUCAACUGUCCAAAUCGGGUAUCGACAUACUUAACGAACCAUUUUUUCUAUCCAUAAUCGAGUCUAUCAUCCGAAAAGUUAGUCUCGAUCUACGAAAUAAGGCCCGAAUAUUGGUACCGUACGACCAAGGUCGGGUUAUGUUUGGCGUAUUGGACGAAACUCAGACACUCGAAUACGGCCAAGUGUUUGUCCAGUAUAGCGACCAUCGGGUGUCGAGUGGUGGUGGUGGUUGUGGUGCGGGUACCGCUGGCCAGACAACUAUCACCAAACGUGUGUUGACCGGCGAAAUAUUGGUCACAAAAUAUCCGUGUAUGCAUCCGGGCGAUUGUCGCAAACUGAUUGCCGUCGACGUACCCGAACUUCAUCAUAUUGUCGAUUCGAUUGUAUUUCCGGCCCGAGGCGAACGGCCCCAUGCGGACGAAAUGGCCGGAAGCGAUUUGGAUGGCGACGAAUUCAGUGUUUGUUGGUUCCAGGAUAUGAUAUUCCCCCGGAAAAACUAUGCACCCAUGAGUUUUCCGUCCGGCCAGGCCGAAGAUCUUGGCCGACCGGUUACUACCCGGGAUAUACUGGGAUUUUACGAACGAUUCAUAUCCAACAAUCAAGUCGGACUCAUAGCCAGUUCACAUUUGGUUUGGGCCGAUCACUAUCAAUCGGGUAUAUUUUCCGACAUUUGUUUCAAUCUGGACUAUCGCUAUGCUGUGGCACUGGAUUACGCCAAAACUGGUAUCAAUGCACGGCUGAAGAAUACACAGAAACCCAAUAGAUAUCCGGAUUUUAUGCAAAAAUAUAACGAAAAACCAAGUUAUGAGUCGAAUAAAGCGUUGGGCAGACUAUACCAGAAAAACUGUUUCUUUCACGACAUUAUUAGCCGAUUUUCGCGCCAGAGUUACGAUAGUAAUAAUAAUAAUAAUAAUAAUAAUGUGGACAUAAAUCCGUUGUUAGUUCACGAAAAUGCCGACCAUUAUAUACCAGAAGCCCGACAUAUGUUUGACCAAUACGUGAAUACUGUCGACGAACUGAUGGACAGGUUUGGCAUUGAAAGCGAAGCGGCACUACUGUCGGCCACAUUCACAAAGACUGUCAAAUACUUGUCCACUCAGAAUGAUAGCAACGAUACACACGAUUUGGUGUCGAGUGUUAUCAAUAAAUUGUUUGCCGAUUUUCGCCGACAAUUCGAGUCGAUGACCACCGAUGAUGAUGAUGAGCACCGGUUGGCUAAAGCCAGUGCCUGGUAUCAGAUCAGCCAUCGACUGAAUAAUGAGUCCAAUGCUAGUAGUUGUUUGUCCCGCAAAUACUAUGGCUUUCCCUGGAUUUGUGACAAGUAUUUGGCAAAACUGAAGCAACGAAAUGAAAAAAAAUUACAAGAACUAAGUGAUAGUGAUAGUCAACCAUCAAUUGAUGGCGACAACGAUAAGUCGGUAGUGAUUACUAUUGAUAGGUUGAAAGUGAUGCCAAUUGUUCGUAUAGUUUUGAGCCAUCACUUGGAAAUAUCGCAACGAAUGUUGGCCACUAUCGCCGAUAAAGUGGACAAUGUUUUAGUAGAUAAUUAUGGAUCCGAACAACAACAGCCAGUGGUUCCGUUGGACGCAUUCAUCCGAGUGUUUGACAAACUAUCCGAUAUUGUCGACCAAAUGGACAGCGAUUGCGAUCUCCAGUUGUUUGAUAUAUCAAUGGUUGCAUUGAUGACCAAAUUUAAGAUCCAACGAAUCGGUUUCGCUAAUACACUCAAAGAGCUCAGUGGCCAACAAAUUGAUGUCAACAACGACACCAACAACAACAACAACGUGUUUGUAGCGGUUAUUCAGCAGUCGUUAGCCCAGACUAUCGAUGAAAAUGAACAACAAUUUAAAGAUUAUUGUUUAAGAAAGACUUGUGUUUCUCAAGUGGCCGUACACUAUGGCGGCACCCGUAGUAGUAGUCAGGACUCAGUUGUGUGCGCUUAUGGCACCCAAAUGGCUACCGAAAAGUUUCGUCAAUUGAUAGUUAAACCUAAUUUGAAAAACGAUAUCUUAGCUGAUCCAGAAAAUUGA